Aspergillus sclerotioniger CBS 115572 is the source of this 1080-nucleotide messenger RNA. RefSeq names its product putative nicotinamide N-methyltransferase Nnt1 (gene efm7). Gene Ontology annotation, biological process: peptidyl-lysine dimethylation. The record is from RefSeq and is a predicted model, not a curated record. The transcript is spliced from 3 exons. Gene Ontology annotation, molecular function: protein-lysine N-methyltransferase activity. NCBI's taxonomy places the organism in Eukaryota, Fungi, Ascomycota, Eurotiomycetes, Eurotiales, Aspergillaceae. The coding region runs from base 181 to 957 and encodes 258 amino acids.
UGACUCCACGUGACCCUUUUUGUGUCUCCAUCCGCGCUAGGCCCGUUGCGGCUCCCCCACCGACUCCACCGUCGCAAUCGCGAUACAGAAUUAUUUCCGCCCAUCAAUUCACAAUGUGACAUUCCACUCCCAUCUGAUUCAAUUGCCCGUUAGCUGGGGUCGGUCGCACACCUGAUAACCAUGGCGGAAGAGGACACCUUCGACACCGGGGACAUGUUCCAGGACCCCGAGGGCUUCUACGAGCCUGAGCCCGAGCCCACCUUUGCAGAGCAUCACAUGCUCAACGGCCAGACGGUGCGCGUGCGCCUCGUCGGUAGCCAUCCUCUCUACGGAAACCUCCUCUGGAACGCCGGCCGGACCAGCUCCCACUACAUCGAAGAACGGGCCAGCACCCUCAUCGAGGGGAAGGAUGUCCUCGAAAUCGGCGCCGCCGCCGGUGUCCCAAGUAUCGUCACGGCCAUCUUGGGCGCCCGCACUGCCGUCAUGACCGACUACCCGGACCCGGAUCUCGUCGAGAACAUGCGCUACAACGCCAGCUUGGCUACCCCUCAGAUCGCGAACCCCUCCGCCCUCCACGUUGAUGGAUACAAAUGGGGUAACCCGGUGGAACCGCUGUUUGCAUGCCUCCCCGCUGGUGCGACGGGAUUUGACGUGCUCAUCAUGGCCGACGUGGUGUACAGUCAUCGGGAGCAUCCAAACCUGAUCAAGACGAUGCGGGAGACAUUGAAGCGCAGCAAGGAUUCCAUGGCACUGGUGAUCUUCACGCCGUAUGAGCCGUGGUUGUUGCCUAAGACGGAGAAGUUUUUCCCGCUGGCGGAGGAGAAUGGCUUCCGGGUGACGAAGAUAUUCGAGAAGCUGAUGGAUGCUGUGCUGUUUGAGAACGACCCGGGUGAUGAGCGCUUACGGAGAACGGUGUUCGGAUAUGAGAUCCGCUGGGCAGAUGAGGAGCUGAACUAGCAUACUGGCGUUGAUGGCAUGAUCAAUCCUCGUUGGAUGUUGCAUACACCGUACGGAUUAUGAAAAUUAUAGAGCAGCGGGGUAUGAAUAUGCCCACGGUGGAUAGACAACCACUUCAGUUGA